GUGAGUCUCUGAAGUCCGCCGCGCAGCGACCUCCCGUUGCCUCCCGGUCCUUACGGAGGCCAAGCCGAGAUGGCCGCCGUCGGGGCGUCGGGCGGCUCGACGGAGACGGCGGGCAACGGGGGCGGAGCGCAGGUUUCCUCCUCCUCCACCGCUGCCACCACCACGACGGCUCCAACCUCUUCCUCCACUCCUUCGUCGUCCUCCGCAGCCGCGGGAGCGGCGGCGGCGGCGGCAGCAGCUUCAGCCGCCUCGUCCGUAGCAGGACCACCCCAGCCCGCGGUGGGAGGGAGCGCCGGGCCCGGCUCGGGGGCGGCGAUCUCCGGCGGGGCUGAAACCACGGCAGGAGGAGGCGGCGGCGGCGGCGGCGGCUCCGCCGGUUCCUCGUCGUCGACGUCCUCCGCGUCCGGGGCCGGCGGCGCUCCGGUGUCUUCGGGGGCGUCCGAGUCGUGGUACGUGGCGCUGCUGGGCUUGGCCGAACACUUCCGCACCUCUAGCCCGCCCAAGGUGCGGCUCUGCGUCCACUGCCUCCAGGCCGUGCUGCCCCGCAAGCCCCCCGCUCGGGUCGAAGCCCGCACCCACCUCCAGCUCGGCUCCGUCCUCUACCACCACACGCGCAACGGAGAGCAGGCCCGCGGGCACCUCGAGAAAGCGUGGCUGAUAUCACAACAAAUUCCACAGUUUGAGGAUGUCAAAUUUGAAGCUGCCAGCCUCUUGUCUGAGUUGUACUGUCAAGAGAAUUCUGUUGACACAGCAAAGCCACUGCUGCGUAAAGCCAUCCAGAUUUCACAACAGACUCCUUACUGGCACUGUCGCCUUCUUUUUCAGCUUGCGCAACUUCAUACGCUUGAAAAAGAUUUGGUCUCCGCCUGCGACCUUUUGGGAGUUGGAGCAGAAUAUGCCCGCGUAGUAGGAUCAGAAUAUACAAGAGCACUGUUUCUACUAAGCAAAGGCAUGCUGCUCCUCAUGGAGAGGAAACUGCAGGAGGUGCACCCGCUGCUUACGCUUUGUGGGCAGAUCGUUGAGAACUGGCAGGGGAAUCCCAUCCAGAAAGAGUCAUUGCGCGUCUUCUUCUUGGUACUGCAGGUGACGCAUUACCUGGACGCUGGUCAGGUGAAGAGUGUCAAGCCAUGUCUAAAGCAGCUGCAGCAGUGCAUCCAGACCAUCUCAACUCUUCAUGAUGAUGAGAUCCUGCCCAGCAACCCUGCAGACCUCUUCCAUUGGCUGCCCAAGGAGCACAUGUGUGUGCUGGUUUACCUGGUGACUGUGAUGCAUUCGAUGCAAGCCGGAUAUUUGGAGAAGGCCCAGAAAUACACCGACAAAGCCUUGAUGCAGCUAGAAAAACUCAAAAUGCUUGAUUGCAGCCCUAUCUUAUCAUCUUUCCAAGUCAUCUUGUUGGAACAUAUCAUCAUGUGCCGGCUAGUCACAGGGCACAAAGCUACAGCCCUGCAAGAGAUUUCACAGGUAUGCCAGCUCUGUCAGCAGUCACCCAGGCUCUUUUCUAAUCAUGCUGCCCAGCUACAUGCUCUUCUGGGGCUAUAUUGCAUUUCUGUGAACUGCAUGGACAACGCGGAAGCACAGUUUACCACAGCACUUCGGCUCACCACCCAUCAGGAAUUGUGGGCUUUUAUCGUGACAAACUUGGCAAGCGUCUAUAUCAGGGAAGGAAACCGGCAUCAAGAGCUUUAUAGCUUGUUGGAAAGGAUAAACCCAGACCACAAUUUUCCAGUGAGCUCCCACUGUCUUCGAGCUGCCGCUUUCUACAUCCGAGGGCUGUUCUCCUUCUUUCAAGGAAGGUACAAUGAAGCCAAACGUUUUUUACGAGAGACACUAAAAAUGUCAAAUGCAGAAGAUCUAAACCGAUUAACAGCAUGCUCUCUUGUUCUUCUGGGUCACAUCUUCUAUGUGUUAGGGAAUCACAGGGAGAGUAACAACAUGGUAGUCCCAGCCAUGCAGCUGGCCAGCAAGAUCCCCGACAUGUCUGUACAGUUGUGGUCAUCGGCCCUCCUGAGAGACCUAAACAAAGCCUGUGGGAAUGCCAUCGACGCCCAUGAAGCAGCGCAAAUGCAUCAGAACUUUUCCCAGCAGCUGCUCCAGGAUCACAUUGAGGCCUGUAGCCUCCCAGAGCACAACCUCAUCACUUGGACAGAUGGGCCUCCACCAGUACAGUUUCAGGCACAAAAUGGACCUACCACCAGCCUGGCCAGUCUAUUGUGAACCUACUGUCUUCACUUGGGAAGAAGAUGGAAACCAUUUUGUACACUCGCCUUUUUCUUUUUUUUUUUAACAACAACAAAAGAAAAGGAUGGGUAGCAAACACUUCUCCAAGCCCUCUAGGAGAUGGCAUUGAGGUUACCUUUCCUAGACCCACAAUUUGGCAUGGCCAUUCUGAGCUCUUUUUUAAGGUUGUGUGCGUGUGCGUGUGCGUGUGUGUGUGUGUGUGUGUGUGUGGAUCACCUAGGUUGCAGGGAUGUGUAAUGUAAGUAAACACACAGGGUUGUAAGAGGUAGCCCUUCCUAUUUCUCAGAAUUUGGUAUUACAUGACGUGGAUAAAACAAGGGCCCCUUCAAAUAAGAUUUAUUUAAAAGAGAAAGAAAUCAGCCCAUAUAAUGAAGGUAUAGGGAGGUUGAGAUGGAAUAGAGAAAGCCAUGCCUGCUUCCUUGCUAAUUAAAACUGCCCCUGAAAAUGCCUAUAUUUUUAUGAAGGCUCUGUUGCCCUUUGUAUUAUCCAGGCUGCUAGAUUUGCUUCUUGAGCACACUUGCUCUAAAGUAUCUGUAGUUGGUGUAUCUAAAUAGCAUAGGCCCCAUUCUCUGGCAGGAAAUGUUCUGUCUCUAUUUUAGUGUGUUUCAACCUUAGCGACUCCCAAGAUAUGUGGGCUUCCAUUCCCAGAAUUCGCAGAAGCUAUGCUGGCCAGGGAAUUCUGAGAAUUGAAGUCCAGACAUCAUAAAAUUACUAAGUUUGAUAAACACUGCUCCAUUUGCUUACCUUUCCAUGAAAAAAAAACCUCAGUAAAUCGGUUAAAUAAUGUGGGAGGUGUUUCCUUCCUUACGUCACUUUAGGGAACUUGGGCUCUGCAUUCUUCGGAAUAAUUCUUCAGAUAAUUCAUAUUUGAGCAAAGCUUAUGGUAAUCAGCUGCUGUCAGUGUUUUAAGUGCCUGUUUGGUUCCUUAAAAGGUGCAUGCUUUUUCUCCAGGGUAAUCCUUUGGUUUUUCCUCAAGACACAUUACCCAUCUGGGUAAAAAUCAUGAUUAUUAUUUUUUAAAUACUUUUUGGAAAGCAACUUGACUUCACCUCUUUUCAACUCUUGGAUCUGAAAUAAGGACAAAUGGCGGCUUGGAAAAACAGCUGGCCAGAUCUGGAAUUAUGUGGUUUGUUUGAGAUUAGGCUGUAGCCAGGUCUUCCAAGACUUUUAAUUAGAAUGUAGAGAGUUGUAUCUGGUGCAGAAUUCAGCUUCUGAGAAUCUCGGCAUUCAGGAUCUUUUAAUCUUUUAGCCUCUAAUAGAUGCAAAGAUACCUUUGAAAGGAUAUGGGAGAUAACUUCCCAUAUCCCCGACUCAAAAUGGGAAGCUUAAACAAGUUUUCCAAUGAUUGGGGUAGGAAUUCUGUGCCCUUAGCCUUCCCGUCGUUAGCAAAAUUAUAUAUUAUGCAAAGUACCUAAUUUGGAAUGAUUAUGCAAAACCAUUAUGCAAGUAACUGCAUAAAUCAUAUUACACUAGAAUCCAGCUUUUCCAAUUACUUUUUAAAAUUAUAUUAUUUGAAGGCAGGGACACAACCCUGCUUUAGUGUGGUGUGUGGUGGAUCAAUUUUAAAAGGAGAUAGUUUAUUUUGUUACUAGUUCAAUGAAUUAUUAAUUAUGGAUUUUUUAACAUUAUUUUACCAUCCAAAAGCUAUAACCAAUAUCCCCUAAUCAUGCACUCUUGAUAUUUUCAGGAAUAAUGCAAUCCAGUUCCUUUCUGAAGUAGGUUGAUGUGUAAAAAGCAAAGGUGUUUUCAAUAUGCCGGGAAAGAAAUAGGGGAAGAAAAGUUCAGGAUAAUAGUAACUAAAUAGGUAGCAACUAAAAGAACUGAAAGAGGAAGAGCUGGUAUUCUUAAACUUUAAUGUUGUCUAUUAUUUGGAAUGUAGGUCUGUUUAUAACAUUCCUUAACAGAUCCUGGCAAAAAAGGAAUCCUGCCCUCCCUCUUUUUCCUUUUCCCUUUCCUUCAGAAAAUAGCAACAAAUGCUUAUUAUUUCAUAGACUGAACGUUUACUUAUUCCCGAAGAAAUACAUUGUGUGUGAUUUGCUCCAUGUUUGGGAUCUUUAAAAAAAAAAAAACACCCUGCAAAGGGCCCCUCUCACUUCUAUUUAGGAUUUUUUUUAAAAACCCUCUGGAGUGCCAAAAAUAUAGGCUUGGGUUGGUAGGGAAGGUGGUCGGGAAGCAGUUGGAUCCGUACAGUGAUUUACCUUUUUAAUUGAGUUGACUCUCCCAAUUUUCCCACGGCAUCUUUAAACUAGAUGUAAAUAAGUCAGAAGGCUAGAAGUUUGUUUGUUUUUUUUAAACAAGUCUGGGGUGAAAAUUGAUUUAUUCCUCCAGUUCGUAAUUCAGGGAUGUCUGUUAUCCAUAUUCCUAGGCUCUCUUCUCCAUGUAUAGUUGAGGGACAGAAGCUAUAUAUUUUCCAAUUAACAGAUUCUCCCCCCACCCACCCCGCUUCCUAAGCAGUGUUCAGCCUCUAGAAAAGAAUUACUAAUGCAUACGCAAUCAAAAUUCGUAUUUAGAAAAGACUUCCUUUUCUGCAUAAACCAAAAAGUAAAAAAAUGUUUCUUACCGUAAAGACGCAAGACGUGCGUCCUUACUAACAAACCUGGGCGGACCUAAGAGGCCUGAUCUGAAAUAGCCCCAAUAGAUUGAAUCUAGCUUUCAGGAUGCUAAGGCAGGCUGUCUUUGUUAAAA
Messenger RNA from Pseudonaja textilis, 4923 nucleotides. RefSeq names its product MAU2 sister chromatid cohesion factor (gene MAU2). Gene Ontology annotation, biological process: mitotic sister chromatid cohesion. Gene Ontology annotation, molecular function: protein binding. The record is from RefSeq and is a predicted model, not a curated record. Lineage: Eukaryota; Metazoa; Chordata; Lepidosauria; Squamata; Elapidae.